CUGUUUGCCUGUGUGUGUGUGUGUGUGUAUGUAUGUAUGUGUGUGUAUGCUUUGAGCGGCUUCUUUUCUUCUCUGCACCCGAGUGAUACCCGCCGUGUGCGUUUGGUCAAGGUUGUUUUGCCCGAGUUUGUUUUGCUCAAGUGCUGAUGCCAGCCCACCAGACUUGAAGCGCGUCACGUGUACCAGAAUCUCACUCACUUUUCCACUUGGAUCAAUGAAACAUGACCGUUCACUUGCAUAACCCGCGUACCAAUGCGACGCUGUACGUAGCGUAUCAGUCCGUCAAUCAAUCCUGUCUACCCGCCAUCCUCUUUUACUUCAAUGUUUACACCAAGUCCUUCAGAUGUUGUUCCCAACAAAGCGGUAGCGAAACCCCUACAAUCGUCAUGUACAGUACUGUACCUGGCUAUGUACCAGCACCCCUUUUCCGCCCAGGUGUCGCGGAUUGUUUGCGACCUGGUGCAACGGUUCGCAGCGAAUUACAGGUAGCACGUUUGGGAUUACUACCCCAACCACGGUUUGAUAGGUUCCAACGUUCCCAGACAUACACCCCCCAUCUCACCUCAUCAUCAAACUGCCUCCCACUCGUGUAUGCCUGUCCACCACGUAUUUGCCUUUUUCACAGUAGCGUAUUCUGCCCAUCAUGUUGGGAGCAAAGCGUAAAGAAAAGGUCCAAAAAAUCAAACCCGUAAAAUGAACAGUGGCAUGCUCGCCACGUCCUUGAAACAUUGCAACGUAUAUACACCGAAGGGGCAAAAACAAACAUAUGCCAAGCAACAAGCUGUCUCAACAAGACCAUAUGCAUCCUUUCCACUAAGAAAACAAACCCCACGCUUAUAAUGAUUUUAACCAAAAGCAAACAACCCAAGACGCACACCCAGAACCAUCCCCGCCAUGCUAUGCG
This is a messenger RNA of Periconia digitata, 904 nucleotides long. NCBI's taxonomy places the organism in Eukaryota, Fungi, Ascomycota, Dothideomycetes, Pleosporales, Periconiaceae. The record is from the annotation of a GenBank genome assembly.